CUGUCAGGCUCCGGCUGCCACGCUUGUAGCCACUUGUUAGUUAUUUGGAGAAUUCUUUCGCUGAGCAAAACAUGACGGAAAUCUCGCCCGAUUCAGGGUGUCCCCGGAAACCCCGGGUACUGAUCAUCACGGUGCAACAAUUCCACGGUCAAUUCCCCUUACGCAGAAGACCUUUUGCUGCGAUAGACACAAAACGUCUGCACAACGUGCUGUCCAACCUGGGCUUUGAGGUAAGGCUAAAGAUCGACUACACAGCCCGGGAGAUCCUACAGGAGUACAAGAGAGAAAGCCAGAGGCAGCACGGAGCCUGUUUCAUCUCCAUUAUUUCCAGCCACGGAGAAGACGGUGUGAUAUAUGGGGCAGACAGUCAGCCGGUCCCACUCCGCCACAUCUACUCCCUGUUCACAGCCCAGAACAGCCCCAGCUUGGCCGGCAAAGCCAAGAUCUUCUUCAUCCAAGCCUGCCGGGGAGACCAACUGGACCCUGGGGUAACCCUGGAGACUGACCAUAUGGUGGAGAUGGAAAGCGCUCUCCCACAGGAAGAAGCUUUCUCCCAUUACCAGGCCAUACCAGAAGCAACCGCUGUGCACUUCUCUACCACUUCGGAUUACUCAGCGUUCCUGACCGCAUCGGGGUCAUUUUUCUUCCAGUCUCUGUGCGACUUGCUGGAGGAGGGAGAGCAGAGACACUGGGAGCUGCUGAGGAUAAUGACGCGGGUCAACUUCAUGGUGGCCACACGUUUCUUGUCCAGGGGGAGAGAGAUUGGAGGCAAGAAGCAGAUGCCUUGUUUCGUUACAAAGCUGACGCAGGAGGUUUUCCCCUUCACGGACCAGCAAAAUCUGUAGCUCGGUGGUUAGAGCGCUCGCCUCG
Callorhinchus milii (elephant shark) is the source of this 870-nucleotide messenger RNA. Its product is annotated as caspase-3. Lineage: Eukaryota; Metazoa; Chordata; Chondrichthyes; Chimaeriformes; Callorhinchidae. Gene Ontology annotation, molecular function: cysteine-type endopeptidase activity. The coding region runs from base 72 to 845 and encodes 257 amino acids. The transcript is spliced from 5 exons. The record is from RefSeq and is a predicted model, not a curated record. Gene Ontology annotation, biological process: proteolysis.